Messenger RNA from Ipomoea triloba (trilobed morning glory), 2129 nucleotides. RefSeq lists its product as uncharacterized. NCBI's taxonomy places the organism in Eukaryota, Viridiplantae, Streptophyta, Magnoliopsida, Solanales, Convolvulaceae. The coding region runs from base 553 to 1860 and encodes 435 amino acids. The record is from RefSeq and is a predicted model, not a curated record. The transcript has a single exon.
UCUAAUCUUCUCAACGUUCGAUCAGAUUACACCGUCAACCGUCUUCUUCCAAAUCACAAGUUUCUCUUUCUCAAGGUCUCACAUCUGCGGAUCAUAUCAAGGGUACAAUUAUCAUAAUCUCUAUUUGGCUCAUAUACGUAUAUAUACUUGCACUUUAGUAGUCCACGGUUGUUUUCAUUUGGGUUUUGUAUUUUUGGGUACGGCAUUAAAGAAUGGAAAUUUGUUAAUAAUUGGGUUUGUGGCAAUGGGUUCUGUUUUGGGUAAGUUGAAGUUGACAUCUUGAAUGUUUUUCUUCUUUGGUCUGUGAGCACAUCUGAAUUAAGUGAAGUGAAGAUUUGGUUUUUCUUAGUAAUUUUUGAGUUCUGUUAGUAAUGCUGAGUGUAGAUUGAAGAUUUUUGUUGGAAAUGAGUGAGAUGCAAGUGUUGAUUUUAAGUUUUUGGUGGUUGAUAAUUUCAAGGGAGAACUUUUUCUUCCCUUCCCGAUCGGUGAUUAGCAAGUGUUGAUUCAGACUCGGGCGUUUUGGUUAAGAAUAUUAGGAAUUUAGGAGUGAAUAUGAGUAGCUCUGGUCUGGGUAAUGGAUUUUUGUCGGGUUACUCUGGUGGAUUCUUGGGAAUGAAUAGGGCUCAACAACCUCAAUUGAAUGGUAAUGAUGUGGGUAAUAAUCGCAUGCAAUCAUCAAUGGAUCUUAAGUUGGAGCUUGAAAACGGGAAGCGUAUUGAGCUGCUGGAAAGGAAGGGUCCUGCCCAAAAAGGUUUUACGAUGAGUUUUGGUAAGGAUAAGAGAGUUUUUUGUAAUAAUGAUAUGAGUGAUGAGGAUGAGCCAAGCCUUGCAGAGGAUGGGAAUGGCGAGAAUGAGGAUGAGGCACCGGGAAAAAAGGGAUCUCAGUGGCAAAGAAUGAAAUGGACAAAUAGCAUAGUUAGGCUUCUCAUACAAGUGGUUGCGUAUGUUGGGGAUGAUGUUUGUUUGGAGGGUCCAGAGGGUUUGAAGAGAAAGUCUGGUUGCAUUCAGAAGAAGGGUAAAUGGAAAACGAUCUCAAAAAUUAUGAUAAGUAAAGGUUGCCAUGUCUCACCCCAGCAGUGUGAGGAUAAAUUCAAUGACUUAAACAAGAGGUACAAGAAAUUGAAUGAUAUUCUUGGGAGAGGUACUUCUUGUGCGGUGGUGGAAAACCCUGCUUUGAUGGAUUCUAUGCCUCAGCUAUCUGCAAAGGCCAAGGACACUGUAAAGAAGAUACUGUGCUCAAAACAUUUGUUUUACAGGGAAAUGUGUGCUUACCAUAACGGACAAAAAAUACCAGAUUGCAGUGAUCUUGAGUUACAAAUUCACUCUUCAUCAGUUGCCACUCAGUGUUCAAAGGAUAAUAAUGGCUGCCCAGGAGAUGAAGCCGAAGAAAAUGAUGAUUCUGUGGAUGAUGAAUCAGGUGAUGAAGAAAAUAAUACUGCUAGUGGUGAUGCAGUAAAGACGGGAACUUGUUAUGAGAGAAGGGAAAAUGAAGGGAAUGUCAACUUGUCACAAUCUAUUGAUAAUGAUAGUUUUGGAGUUGAAAUAGAUGAGUUCUUUCAGGACCCUACGAAAUCCCAAUGGGAACGGAAAGUUUGGAUUAAGAAACGGAUGCUACAACUGGAAGAAGAGAGGGUUGGUAUCGAAGAAGAAGCCGUUGAGUUGGAGAAAAGGCGAUUUAAGUGGCAAAGAUUUUGCAGUGAGAAAGAUAGAGAGCUGGAAAUUGAAAGAUUGGAGAACGAGAGGUUGGUAUUAGAGAAUAAGCGGAUGGUACUGCAACUGAAACACAAGGAGCAUGAAUUAGACCUUCCAACGCCCUGUGUCCCUUUCAAAUCUGGUCCUCUCAGCCUUGAUAGGCCAUGAGGAAGAGAUCAGACUGAUGCGGCUAGGUAUCAAUAAUUCCCCAGCAUAGGAGAUCUGUAAGUUUUCCAGUCAACCUGUAAGGUAUAAACCUAACUGGCAGUGCACUAAGUUAAACCUACCUUCUGUAAAAUAGGGAAAGUUUCUUUGGUUUUUGUUGUGAUCAUAGCUUGAACUCUUUGUAUUUAAGCAUUAUUUAUGACUCUUGAUUGUCAACAGAUUUUAUUCCAUUUUUGUUUUGAUACUAAAUCAUCUUGCUUCUUAAUACUUCA